This is a messenger RNA of Calypte anna (Anna's hummingbird), 5731 nucleotides long. RefSeq names its product dpy-19 like C-mannosyltransferase 3 (gene DPY19L3). Bases 276 to 2426 code for a protein of 716 amino acids. Lineage: Eukaryota; Metazoa; Chordata; Aves; Apodiformes; Trochilidae. Gene Ontology annotation, cellular component: nuclear inner membrane. Gene Ontology annotation, molecular function: mannosyltransferase activity. The transcript has 19 exons. The record is from RefSeq and is a predicted model, not a curated record.
GGCCCUCAGCCCGCCCCCUCCCCAGAGCCCGCAGCUCCUCCCCGCGCUGCCCACGGCAGAGCCCCGCGCCCCGGCUGCCGCAGCCGCUCAGCCUGACAGGGGCGAAGAAAGGCCGCCGCGACCACCACCGCCACCGCCUCUCCUCUCCUUGCGGCGGGUUCCGCGCAGGCAGCGUCGGGAGGACAAUUAUCCGCCGCCCCGCUGCACCCAUCCGCAGCCCUCAGAGCGCCGGCAGGAGUCACACUGAAGAGUAAUGAGUUAAAGUGACUGACACCAUGACAACCAUAAGACAGAGAAGGGUUGGAAAGGGCACUGAAGCCUCUGAAGAUCAGCCUUCAGAUGAGAAGAAUGUGAAGCCUGAUGGAAAAAUUCUGUCUGGUUCUACAGGUGGAAAGCUGUGGAACAUACUCUCAGUAACUCUUGGUGGAAUUGUUGCCAUCUCUCUUGGGCUUCUUACAUCAGUUUAUGUUGCUACACUACAUGAAAAUGACCUGUGGUUUUCCAAUAUUAAGGAAGUGGAAAGAGAAAUUUCAUUCAGAACAGAAUGUGGACUUUAUUAUUCCUACUACAAGCAGAUGAUUCAGGCUGCUUCCAUCAACCAAGGUUUACAUGGUUUAGUAUAUGACAAUAAAACUGAAUCUGUGAGGACAAUUAACAUACUUGAAAGAAUGAAUGUUUACCAGGAGGUGUUUCUCAGCAUUCUGUAUAGGAUUCUUCCAAUUCAGCAAUACCUAGAGCCCGUUUAUUUUUAUAUCUACACUUUGUUUGGACUUCAGGCAGUUUAUGUCAUUGCUCUAUAUGUAACAAGCUGGCUUCUUAGUGGAACAUGGCUUUCAGGGUUGUUGGCUGCUUGCUGGUAUAUUACAAACAGAAUAGAUACUACAAGAGUAGAAUUUACCAUUCCUUUAAGAGAGAACUGGGCACUACCAUUCUUUGCUGUUCAGAUAGCAGCCAUCACAUACCUACUCAGAACUCAUUUACAGCCUGUUCAAGAACGAAUGACACUUGUGGCUGUAUUCAUAGCAACAUUUCUCUUUAGCCUGACUUGGCAAUUUAAUCAGUUUAUGAUGCUGAUACAAGCACUGGCAUUAUUCAUACUGGACUGCUUUGACAUGCUUCCCGCAGCAAAGGUUACAUGGCUCUAUAUCAUUCAGAUGUCUGGAUUACUGCUCGUCUGUGUCCUACAGUUCUUUAACUCUAUGAUUCUUGGAUCAUUACUUAUAAGUUUUAAUGCUUCUGUAUUGAUAGCAAGAAAAGUCCAGAAAAAUCUUAAAACAGGCAACUUGCCUAACAGGAUUGGGAAAAUUAUCCUCCAUGUACUAUUAGUCUUGUGCUUGACUCUCCUAAUAAAUAAAUUCAUCAAGAGAAUUCUUAAUCUUGAGUCAGAUGAACAUAUAUUCAAAUUCCUGAAAGCAAAAUUUGGAUUUGGGGCAACAAGAGAUUUCGAUGCUAACCUGUAUCUUUGUGAAGAGGCUUUUGGUUUACUACCAUUAAAUACCUUUUCAAGACUCUCAGAAACGUUGCUUUUUUGCGUCUACAUAUUUGUUCUCUUUCUUAUGUCAGUAGCAGCUGUAAUUGUUGCCUUUCGGAACCUCAGUGGUUCAAAUCAAGUCAAGUUCAUGGAAAAAUUGGAAGAAUCCACAAUAACAUUGAAGCCUGAUGCUGCUUACAACUUAAUUCACACAGUUCUUUUUGGAUGUCUGGCAUUAAGCACUAUGAGGAUGAAGUACCUCUGGACAUCCCACAUGUGUGUAUUUGCAUCUUUUGGCCUGUGCAGUACAGAAGUAUGGAAGCUUAUCCUGAAGUGUGUUCAUCUCUACACAUCACAGAGGACACACGUGAUUAAGUAUUCUAUACCAAUAAUUAUAUUACUGUACAUUUCAUAUAAGUUCUGGCCUGGAAUAAUGGAUGAGCUGUCAGAGCUGAGAGAAUUCUAUGACCCCGACACUGUGGAGCUGAUGAACUGGAUUAAGUCAAACACUCCAAACACAGCAGUGUUUGCUGGGAGCAUGCAGCUAUUGGCAGGAGUCAAGCUGUGCACUGGACGGACCUUAACUAAUCAUCCCCAUUAUGAGGAUAAGAAUCUGAGAGAGAGGACAAAACAGAUUUAUCAGAUCUAUGCCAAGAGAUCUCCUGAAGAUGUUUACAGAAUACUGCAGUCCUUUGGCACAGACUAUGUGAUCCUGGAGGACAGCAUUUGUUACGAGAGAAGACACAGCAGAGGCUGUCGGUUACGUGACUUACUCGAUAUAGCUAAUGGCCACAUCAUGGAUGGACUGGGAGAGAAUGACCCUGAUUUGAAACCUUCAUUAUUUCCUCGAUUCUGUGAGGAAAUAAAAAAAAAUCUGCCUUCUUACACCAUGCACUUCACUAGAGUGUUUCAGAACAAAACAUUCCAUGUUUACAAACUUGCCAAGCAUAAAUAAUGCGUCCAACCAUGGCUUCAAAUUCAGUAUUUUAAUGCUAGAAUCCACAUUAGGAAAUGCAGAAGAAGUUUACAAACACAUUUUUAAGACAUUUUACAUUGAUGGUUUCUUGUUUAGUUAGUUUGGUUCUUAUCUUUUUAGACAGGGUAGUUUUGAUAACAUCUUGAUGUUGUCCAAAAUUUUCAUAGAUUCAUAAAUAAAUGUGAGCAGGGACCACCAUUUGACAGUAAAGUCUGACCUCCAGAAUACCUGGGAUAUAAUUGUUUUCCAGUUCUAACUGACUGGAAAACUGCAGGACCACUGCAGUGUAACCAGCCUGUGAUGUUCUGCUCAGCAGUUUGGAAUUUGACUAUAAAAUGAUAGAAAUUCACUGAAAGCAGACCAUGCUACUCCCAUGCCAGUAUGCAUUAUCUUAAUGGGUCCUGAAAACAGUCACAAAAAUUACUAUCUGACCCUCUCUGAUCAAACCUUGUGUUCUUUCAGUGCCUCUUUUUUUAAUUCUUGGGGAAUGUGCAGUUAUGUGUUUCCAGGCUUAUGGAUGUAACUGCAGAAUCAGCAAACAGGUUGGAAGGGUAAAACUUUAAUCAUUGUCCAGCAUUUCUAGUGAUAUAGAAACACUGUUUUAUAAUGUUAAGCAUUACAUGAUGGAGUGUUACGUAUUUCUAAUGAGAAAAAAGGUUGGAGCAUGCUUAGUACACGUUGCAUGUUUAUAUCCUUGUAAAAUGCUCAGAACAAACAAAAAACAAAAUUUGUCAGCUUGGAUUCUCACAGCACUAGUUUCUGUAUUUUGCUUUCUGAACUACAGGGGAUGCUUUUCUCCCCAUGUAAAUUCCAGCAAGAUACUAAAAUUGAACACUGCCAGCCUUACAGAGGAAAAAUUAAUCUGUAAAAGCAGCAGGAAACUUAGGUAUUUAAAAUACAUUCAAGUUAUUAGAGCUCUUUGCCUUGCAUUAUUUCAGACACAAAGCUAUAUAUUUUAGCACAAAAUUACUGUGUCCUUGCUCUUUUUACUAAAAGAGAGUCUACAGCUGUUUUAAAUUGACUUGGAAGACUAAAGUGAAGACAGACCCCAUCCUGAGAAUUUUGCAAUUUGUUUGUACCCUUUGUCUUUUUACUGGCCAGAACUUUGUGAAUCAUAUUGACUUUCACCUUCUAUGUAGAUAACAGGACUUCUGCUGUGUUUUUGUGCUGCUUUGGUUUUUUUAAUUGAAAUUGCAGAUUAAGUCUGAUUGUACCCUCCAACUUUAAUUAGACAUCCACUAGGAUCAUUUGUUUCUUACAAAAAAAAGAAUUGCAAUAAUCAAGUGCCUCUAGGCCAAUGUUGAAUUAACAUUUGAACACCUAUGAGAGUGUUUGUGGCCUGUGCAAAUAACUCAGUUACAAUAAUUACCACUGCAAUUAAUUUCUAAUUAUGGGAAACUUAAAGUGCUACUGAUAGCAAACUCCACAUUUAAUUUAAUCAAGAUGUGUAAUGAGAUUCACUUUCACAAGUGAGCUGUGGUCCAAUUCCCAAUGAUUUAAAUGUUUUCCCUUUUCAGUUGUACUAAGGUAAAUUACUUAAGAGAUGGAGAUGGUUAUGUCACAUGCUGAAACAAUUUUAUAUUCUGUAAAUACUCAUUAAACAGCAUUCAACACCUUUCUGCACCUUCAUGCUAACACAAAAGCAAAGUGUGCUUUAAUCAGACUGUACUUAAAUCAAACAUUGACAGUAGCUGGGUUGUUAAACUGAGCAGCUGCAACUCCCAAGUAAUUUCUAGCCUCUAUCCCUUAAUGAGGUUGGAGACCACUGCAGUUUAACAGCAUACAAUAAUAAAACAUUUUAAUCAGUGUUAGAACUUUAAUUAGGCCCAUAAUGAUGCAUGCCUGUUCUUGCUGAAAGCAUGGGUCAGUGAAUUCCUCAACGAGUGCCUUACAGUAAUUAAAAACAAGCACACAUAAGGUGAAGUAUGUCUGGGCUGUAUUGUCUUAUUUUAAAAUGUGGUUUUAUCUUUCUUAGAAGGUGCAGUAACUUUCCCCUGAUGGAAGUGAGAGAUUCCAGACCAGUAGUGCCCUAUUGUUUCCACAAUUUACUUGUAGGGUAACAGCUGAGACUAACCAGUCCUGACUGUAACAAUAGUUAUUAAAUAGACUUUUUUUUUUUUUUCUUUCAAAACCACACUCUCUAAUAUUGCCAAAGGAGAAAUUUAACUUUUUUGUAGAAACUACCAAGUUCAAAACUCUUUUUUUUUUUUCAUAGGCCUGGGGAAAGCUUAAAAGCCAAUGGCUGUAAUGACCAGACCCACCACAGUAACAUUGUUUCCUCUUGCAACUCAGACAUCCCCUAAAUUAGCACACCAGAAAUUGAAAUAGUGGAUACAAAAUAUUUUGGAGAGUGCUUAACUCUUGCAAUUCAGUCUUUAAGGUCUUUGUAGCCUCUGAUACUUUUAAAAAAUGCCAACAAUGCCUGUACCAGAAAGAUUUCAUACCAAAGGGAAGGGCGUAUUGCAUUGACCAUGCAGCACAGUGUUCAGAUCAAUUGGUCUCCUUAAAAAAGUAAAACAAAAAAUGCCAAAACCACUUACCAGAUCAGAGGAGAGACCUCACACAUCAGCCCAGCAGGCAGGGAGAGGGAGCAGCUGCUCCUCUGUCUCUGAUUUUAAGGCAUGCCCACCAAAGCAAAGCAUCCUGGGGAAGGCUGGGGCAGCAGAGAGCAGUCAGUGCUGCUGGUGACAUGGGUGAUGUUUCUUCUUCCUUGCAGUGGGGAAUAAGACUGAGAAUUCUAGGAGGUAGGUGGUGUUUUAGUGGCUGAUAAUUAUUUUCUCACCUUCCCAUGUCUUACUGUGAUUUUUACUCACUUCAUUUAAAAUGUGCAAUUUUAAAGAAAAAUAUCUUUUCCUAUUUCUGAACUUUACCAACCUGAUGCACCUUAUUUCCAAAUGGUUGCUGGGGUAUCACUGUUUGCUUGUAUAACUGAUCUACCCCAGGGCCCACCCUCAUGGCAAGGCUUUGCCUGAAAUCUUACCAAUAGCUGGCAAUGGGAAUGGCACUGUCACGACUUCUUGUAUGUGUUACCUCUUGUCCACAAGAACUUUUAAGCUGCCUGUUGUGAUCAGUGGAACUGUGGUGUGAGUGACUUUUUUUAAAUCACAGAGACAAAAUGUUAUCAAGUAGCCAGAAUGUUUUUAAGGGGGAAAAACGUUUCAGAUCCCUUAGUAUAUUUUAGUUUCUUGUUUCAGUGUUCUGCCAGUGAGCUCUAACAUAAUUAUUUUAUAAUAUUGUUGUAAAGAGAUGUAAUGACUAUUGUAUACUAAAUAAAUUGUGUAAUU